UUGUCCUCAGGCAGAGAAUCAGUGACGGUAGAGAGAGAGAGAACAACAGAAGGGUGGCCAUGAAGCUGUUUCCUGUUCAUCCUGUAAUUUGGUCCAGUUUGUUUGUUUUGUGGCUCCCACAGAGCGAGACUGAGGGCCACACUUCAAAUGUCUGUCAGGAGAAUAUGGAUGAUGGGCUGGCAAUGGUUCGCAUACAGAAUUCAACAGGGUGGGAUUCUUACGAGGACCUCACAGAUCUGAAGGAGAAUUUUAUCUGCCUCCUCUACCCGACAAACGAGCUCAACUGCUCCUGGUCAUUCCACAAGUUAGAGGCGGAUACUCAGCUUUCUGUUAAUGUCAGAGUUUGUGAUGAUGACAUCCUGGUUGCGUCUCUAAUCCGCACGUCUGCAGAAAGGGUUGGAUCAGCGUCUUUGACUCUCAGCGAGUAUCUGGCAGACGUUAUCCUCCAUUUCAACAUGUCGCAGCAGAACGGGUGGACGUCUUACACCUCCGUGUAUGACACAGACAUGCUAGAGCUCCUUUCUCCACCUCCAAACAUCGCUGCAUCAGUCAAAGAUGGAGCCCUGAUUGUAACGUGGGAUCUGCCACACACCAGAGAAGACACUAACCCUCAUUGUUUUGAGUACCAGCUGGACAUAGGUGAUCAGGAACAACCAAAGUACUUGAGAGCUCAGCAGUCCUACAUAAAGCCGACUGUAGAUCCCACGAUCACCUAUAGAGUCAGGAUGAGGACACGAAUAACAGACACCUGCUUUGGAUCAUCUCAGUGGAGUGAAUGGAGCGAUACUGUCAACGUCAUCCUGCACAAUGAUUCAACUGAUGGCUGAUGAGCCAGCCUCAGUUACUGGUCGACUAGUUUGUGUCUGGAAGGCUCAA
Archocentrus centrarchus (flier cichlid) is the source of this 876-nucleotide messenger RNA. Its product is annotated as granulocyte-macrophage colony-stimulating factor receptor subunit alpha-like. Bases 60 to 827 code for a protein of 255 amino acids. Lineage: Eukaryota; Metazoa; Chordata; Actinopteri; Cichliformes; Cichlidae. Gene Ontology annotation, molecular function: cytokine receptor activity; protein binding. Gene Ontology annotation, cellular component: external side of plasma membrane. Gene Ontology annotation, biological process: cytokine-mediated signaling pathway. The transcript has 7 exons. The record is from RefSeq and is a predicted model, not a curated record.